Grus americana (Whooping crane) is the source of this 9062-nucleotide messenger RNA. RefSeq names its product phosphatidylinositol transfer protein membrane associated 2 (gene PITPNM2). The record is from RefSeq and is a predicted model, not a curated record. Gene Ontology annotation, biological process: phospholipid transport. NCBI's taxonomy places the organism in Eukaryota, Metazoa, Chordata, Aves, Gruiformes, Gruidae. Gene Ontology annotation, cellular component: cytoplasm. Bases 671 to 4888 code for a protein of 1405 amino acids. Gene Ontology annotation, molecular function: phosphatidylcholine binding; phosphatidylinositol transfer activity; metal ion binding. The transcript has 28 exons.
GGCACGGCUCGGGCGGGGGAAUAAAGCUGUCCGGCCGGCGGCUGCCGCGGCAGGGUAGAGGCAGCGCCGGCGACGGGGCUCUUCGUCUUCCCCGGUCCCCCCUGCAGCGCGGAGCUGCGGCGGCCCGCCCGCCUCGCCUCCCCCCGCCUCCGCCGUCCCCGCACCGCGGCAGAGCCGGCGGGUGAGGAGCUGCCUGCGCCCGGCCCACCCUCGCCGGGGAUUAUGCCAGCGGAGCGCGGGCAUGUCGGCAGGCAGCGACUCGUAGGCAGCGGCAGCCGCCGAGCCGCGGCGGCAUCAGCAGCAGCAGCGAGAGCCGCGGCCGCUGCGCCGGGAGCAGCCGGAUGUUGACACAUGUGGACCAACAGUGACAUCCUUUUUCAGCAAUGCUGUCUUUACUCCCUCCUGCAUUCAGAAGCAUCUAGAGAGAUUUUUUGCAGAAGAGGCAGCGAUGAGCAGUUCUCUCCCUCGCUGUGUUCUGAGGACACGGAUGCUCAAUUUUGGCCUGGUACCAGUGAUUUCAUUGUGAGGAGCCAGAAGCAGCAGGGCGCAGAGGGUGUCCCUUCACAAGGUCGUGGGAUCCUCAAUGCAUUUGCUCACCAUUAUUUAAGGAGCCUUUACUAAAAGCUUCUGGAUUGUGUUUCUGAGCGGACAAAAGAUUUUUGUAUUCAAAAUGCUCAUAAAGGAAUAUCGUAUUCCUCUUCCGAUGAGUGUGGAAGAAUAUCGAAUUGCGCAGCUGUACAUGAUACAGAAAAAGAGCAGAGAGGAGACAUGUGGGGAAGGCAGUGGAGUAGAGAUCUUGGAGAACAGGCCAUACAUGGAUGGACCGGGAGGCAACGGGCAGUAUACUCACAAAGUGUACCACAUUGGUAUGCACAUACCCAGCUGGUUUCGGUCAAUAUUGCCCAAGGCAGCUCUGCGAGUCGAAGAGGAGUCAUGGAAUGCCUACCCUUAUACAAGGACAAGGUAUACGUGUCCUUUUGUGGAGAAGUUCUCUAUUGAUAUUGAGACCUACUACAAAACUGAUCCAGGAGAGCAUGUCAACGUGUUCAACCUUUCUCCUGCAGAAAAAAGACAAACCAUUCUAGAUCCUAUUGAUAUUGUUAAAGAUCCUAUCCCUCCACAUGAAUACAAAGCUGAGGAGGAUCCAAAGCUCUAUAAAUCAGUGAAGACUAAAAGAGGCCCCCUCUCAGAAGACUGGAUUCAAGAGUACAAGAACAACCCUGGGAAAUACCCCAUCAUGUGUGCAUAUAAACUGUGUAAAGUCGAGUUCAGAUACUGGGGGAUGCAGUCGAAAAUCGAGCGAUUUAUCCACGAUGUUGGCUUGCGGAAGGUCAUGGUCCGUGCCCAUCGGCAGGCUUGGUGCUGGCAGGACGAAUGGUAUGGGCUCACCAUUGAGGAUAUCCGGCAGCUGGAGAAAGAAGCUCAGCUGAUGCUGGCUCAGAAGAUGGCCCAAUUCUGCAGUGAAAAUGAUACUGAGCAGCACGGUGUCAAAGACACUCCUGGUGAGAAGGAUGUUGAAGCCAAUGCAGUUUCUCCUGUUGACACAGAGGAUACCACUGGUAACAGCGAAACAGCCUCUGGGAGAUCACUCACCAAGCAGUGGUCCACGUCUUCCAAGUCCUCACGAUCUUCAAAGAGAGGAGCAAGUCCCUCACGCCAUAGUAUCUCCGAGUGGAGGAUGCAGAGCAUUGCCAGGGAUUCAGAUGACAGCUCAGAUGAUGAAUUCUUUGAUGCACAUGAGGACUUGUCUGACAAUGAGGAAAUGUUCCCGAAAGAAAUAACCAAAUGGAGUUCCAAUGAUCUGAUGGAUAAAAUUGAAACCCCUGAAUGUGAUGAUGUCCAAGGUGAUCUGUAUCAUGAGACAUCAGCAGAGUACCACGUUGGCUCCAGCGUGGAGAGGCUCAGCAUCAUUGAAGAUGAAUCAGUGCAGCCGUUAAUGCAGCCAAGUAAAAUCCAUGUCCUCCUCUUGGUACUCCAUGGAGGGAACAUCCUGGACUCAGGAAGUGGUGACCAGAGCUCUAAGCAAGGGGAUGUCAACACCAUCACGACAGUGUUUGACACAGUGAUGAGGGUACAUUACCCAGCUGCUCUUGGACACAUUGCCAUCAGGCUAGUCCCUUGCCCAGCCAUCUGCUCCGAAGCAUUUUCCCUGGUGUCCAGCCUCAGCCCAUACAGUUAUGACGAAGGCUGCCUGUCCAACAGCCAGGACCACAUUCCCCUUGCUGCGCUCCCUCUGCUAGCAACAUCAUCCCCGCAGUACCAAGAGGCGGUAGCCGCAGUCAUUGUCAGAGCCAACCAGGCCUACAGCGAGUUCAUCAGAUCCCAGGAGGGCAUGUCAUUCAACGGCCAGGUCUGCUUGGUAGGGGACUGUGUUGGAGGAAUCCUGGGAUUUGAUGCCUUAUGCUACAGCAAUCAGACUGUGUCCGAGAGCCAGAACAGCAGUCGGCGAGGAAGCGUUGUGAGUGUCCAGGAUACCGACCUCCUGUCUCCUGGAAUAACAGUGAACAACAGCUAUUGUUCCAGUGGCUCUAAUCUGGAAGCCAGCAGACACCUCAGCCGGAGCAACAUUGAUAUUCCCCGUAGCAACGGAGAAGAUCCAAAGAAGCAGCUGCCACGAAAAAGGAGUGAUUCAUCAACCUAUGAACUGGACACGAUAAAGCAGCAUCAAGCCUUUCUUUCAAGUUUACAUUCUAGUGUGCUGAGAAAUGACCCAGGAUCCAGGCGAUCUAGUAGCUCUACGAUGUUGGAUGGAGGAAAUAUUGGAAAGUUUGAAUUUGAGAUCACUGACUUCUUCCUCUUUGGUUCUCCCUUGGGUCUGGUUCUUGCAUUGCGAAAAACUGUCAUUCCAGCUCUUGACAUCUUUCAGCUCAGACCAGCUUGUCAGCAGGUCUAUAACCUGUUCCACCCUGCAGACCCAUCUGCUUCACGCCUCGAGCCUCUUCUGGAGAGGAAGUUCUACCUUUUGCCCCCCUUUAAUAUUCCCCGAUACCAGAGGUUCCCACUGGGUGAUGGCAAUUCUGCUGUUCUGGUUGAGACAAUCCAGAACAAUCCCAUCCUCCUCAUGGAAAGUAGCCCUCUGGGUGCUCUCCAGCACCAGGACAGCUUCAUGGAAACAAGUAUCCCCGUUCCCGUACUGAAUUGGCAAGAUGUUUCCAAUAAAAGUGCUGGUUUUGCUGAGUCAGAUGUUGUUCAGUCUCAUGGUGCCGUCUUCAUGGAAAGCGCGUCCCUGUCCACCCCCAUUUCAGCCCCUCAGUUCAGGGGCUUCCGGAGAGCCAGUGAGAUCAGCAUUGCCAGCCAGGUCUCAGGAAUGGCAGACAGUUACACUGCUUCCAACAUAGCCAACAAAACCAAACACCACCUUAAUCAUUGCAGAGGGUUUAGCCUUCUGUCCCAGCUUGCCCUCCCUCACAAAUCCCCUACCCAAACCUCGUCCAAGAGACGUAGGCAGCAUAAACAUGAAAUCCCUUCAAAGGGAAGAAAGCUCAAAGGGCCAUGGAGUCAGGCUGCAGACUGUGCUCUUCGGAUACCCGACCUGGACAUCAAGACAGUUGCUGCCAAGUGGUGGGGAACCAAAAGGAUCGACUACGCUCUCUACUGUCCUGACGCUCUGACGGCUUUCCCAACGGUCGCCUUGCCACAUCUCUUCCAUGCAAGCUACUGGGAGUCCACAGAUGUCGUCUCCUUCCUGCUGAGACAGGUGAUGAGGCACGAGAACUCGAGCGUUUUGGAGCUGGAUGGGAAGGAGGUGUCUGUCUUCACCCCCUCCAAGCCCCGCGAGAAGUGGCUCCGCAAGAGGACGCACGUGAAGCUCCGGAACGUGACAGCCAACCACAGGAUAAACGACACCAUUGCCAAUGAAGAUGGGCCCCAGACCUUAACUGGAAGGUUUAUGUACGGUCCGUUAGAUAUGGUGACACUCACGGGAGAAAAGGUGGACAUUCACAUCAUGACCCAGCCACCGUCAGGAGAGUGGGUUUAUUUUGACACAGAGAUCAGCAACAGCAGUGGCAGGAUUUCUUACGUCAUCCCUGAGAACCGGCGCCUGGGCAUUGGCGUGUACCCCGUGAAGAUGGUGGUCAGGGGCGACCACACGUACGCAGACAGCUACAUCACGGUCCUGCCGAAGGGGACAGAGUUUGUGGUGUUCAGCAUCGAUGGCUCCUUUGCAGCCAGCGUAUCCAUCAUGGGCAGCGACCCCAAAGUCCGCGCCGGAGCAGUCGAUGUUGUAAGGCACUGGCAAGACCUUGGCUACCUCAUUAUCUAUGUCACGGGCCGCCCCGACAUGCAGAAGCAGAGGGUGGUAGCGUGGUUAGCACAGCACAACUUCCCCCAUGGGAUCGUCUCCUUCUGUGAUGGGCUUGUUCACGACCCGCUGCGGCACAAGGCCAACUUCCUGAAAUCCCUCAUCACGGACCUCCACAUGAGGAUCCACGCGGCAUAUGGAUCUACUAAGGACAUUUCUGUGUACAGCUCCAUCAGCCUCCCGCCCACGCACAUCUACAUCGUUGGCCGACCCACCAAGAAGCUGCAGAGCCAGUGUCAGUUCAUCACGGAGGGGUACGCAGCCCACCUGGCCCAGCUGGAGUACAACCACCGCUCGCGCCCCGCCAAGAACACCACGCGCAUGGCGCUGCGGAAAGGCAGCUUCGGGCUGCCCAGCCAGACCGAGUUCCUGCGCAAGAGGAAUCACCUGCUGCGGACCAUCUCCUCCCAGCCUUCGGCCACCGGCAGCAGCGCUGGCCACCGUCCCGAGCGCACCCAAAGCCAGUCCGAUAGUGACAAGGAGAGGGACAGGGAACGCAGCCAAAGAAGCAUGAGCAUCGCCACAGGGUGCUGGGGCCGGAGCGCAGCAUCCCGGCUGGAAUCUGGCCUCUUGGGGCAGAAGUAGCCCGGCCAGAGCCAGUGACUGUCGGCUGCAGCCACGGGAGGAGAAAACAAAAGGAAAGAGGGAUGAGGCCAGCAUUACGGGCUGGAAGGGUAAAUAUGGUGCUACUCUAAUAACAUCACGGUAUUCUGGGAAGAGACAGGAUGUUUCCCACGCAGAACGUGCAGGCCUUGCAGCGGGAGCGUCAGGUUUGUGCAGCAUGAGCCCAAGAACAGCUGGAAGUUGCGGGGGGGAAGUCUCCAGGUCAAGAUGGCGCUCUCUCCUGCCUCCUUCUCUUAUCCAGGUUUAGUGACUGUAAAUACGUGCCUCCUCGCCUUGUUAGCCAUCGCUCCGAUACGCGUGACCGAGUGCUGUCCUCAGAGCUGCAGGAACGGGGGAUGAGGCCGGGGGAACUUGUUCGUGGUUGUCCCAGGAGUCAGACUGAGGUGCUGUGCCGGUGCCGCACGGGGUGGGGUUGGGGUUCGAGACGCUUGUUGUUUCCCUGGCACGGACAGCCCCAAGCGAGGGAUUUAUCGUGGGCUGUGCCAGGCAGGGCAACCGAGAGCUUUACCUGUACAAAGAGCUUCAAGUUCAGCCACUUUCUCAAGGAGUACGUGCAGUGGCAAAAUGUAAAGGCGUAUCGAUGCUGUUGGUAGAGGCAGAACGUCAGCAGAUUCACUCCCAAGAAAGUGGGGUCGUUAUUGUUAUUGCUGUUAUUUUUUAAAGAGACCUUUUAGAAGCCGAUGGCAUUCAAUGCGUUGACCUGUUAGAAGAGGAAUACAAGCUAUUUUGUUUGAGCUGUUACAAACCUCAGACACUUAAUUUGCUGUUAAAGUCUCCAAAUAUUCUCGCUAUAUAUUAUUUCCAAAAGUAACCACCGUAUAUUUGGAAGCAGCUGAAGGCACUCAGCAGCUAGAUUGCAUUGCAGUUUUUCUCAUCCAAAUGCAGGGUCUGACUCUCUCAACACCCACCUCUGAGACGUUUUCUUCUUCCCAGGUUCUCUCCAAGUUCAGUAGCAGCUUUCAUGGGAACUAGACUCGCUUCUUUUACCUGUAGUUACUGAACUGUAAAACCUCAUUGUUUUUUGCACUGAUGAUUUUUAGAAUGGAAACCUGUUACCAUCUCAUGUAGCUACACCUAACUCUUUGUAGUGCAUGACAAUGAAAUAUUGCUAAGCCAGGGUGUGUGUGUAUAUAUAUACAUAUAUGCAUAUACAUAUGCACACACACGUAUAUAUAUGUAUAUAUUUUAAAAAAAAAAAAAAAAAUCUGUGCAGAAGUUUUUCCAGCAGUAAGGAGACUGUAAGGAAGUGUCAUUGCCAACAAUGUCAGGCAAGCUUAAGAAAAGGCCAUAUCUUAAUUUUCCUGGUGUGUUUCUCAGUGGAUGUGCCUGAGCUGGUGGUUUGUGCUGCUGGAGCGAGCCGGGGGCUGGGUGCGUGGCAGAGGGGAGCUGCCGGCGCACAGGGCGAAGCGCUCGCUGCUGGCCGGCGUCCCUGGUGACACCGAGACGCGUGCGACGCGUGGUACAGGAGCGGGAGCGCAUCGCUUUGCGGCAGCGGAGGAGAACAGUGCCUAGAGCGAGGGCUUGCCGAAAAGCCCCUUCAUCCUGUCCCUCCCAGGUCAGCCUGGCCUCCUUGCACACACCUCCCGGGGCGGAGGGGCAUCCACCCCGGGGGCUCCGGGGUGCCCAUUUACAGGCUCCAGUUGGCCUCUUCACAUGGAGAUUUUAUAGUCCUACCGAGCUCCCCGACCGUGUGUAACCCUGCUUUCCCCCACCACACUUUCCCGUCUUUCUAUCACUUUCUACUUAUGAGGAUCUUAUUUAUAACAAAGAAUUUUUUAGACUGGCUGCUUCAUUUUAUUAACUGUUUCAAUAUGAAGUGCAGGAUGGCCGCACUGAGACACACAGCACUGUGAACACUGCUCUGCUAAUUGGCUCUGGGCCACGGUAGGCAAAUCUAACUCAUCAGACAUCCAAGGUAGAUCUCAUGUGUUCGUGGCGCUGGAGGGUCGAAGCGGAGGCAGAGGAGGGACAGUGCUGAGCUGCCGAUGGCGUCCGAGCCGGUGGAGCGCUCAAACCCAACUGCCCGCCCGCCGCCCACUGCAUCUCCCACGUCUUGCAGCCUGACUGCAAAAUGUUCAGCCACUUCUCUUUGAUAAUUAUUCAGUUACAGAACGUAUCUGAUGACUUUUGUUACCGAAAACUGACUUCCCUUUCUGCCGACUCAGCUCAGCUCUCUCUGAAUGUACAUCUAGAGCUUACUGAGUUUAAAAACAAUGUGAAUUGUCCCAGCUUUUUUGCUAGUCGAAUGUUCUAUCAAACAGAUGCCAUCUGAGUAGGAAGCCAAGCCACAAUCCAUCCUGUGAAGUCACCAAACCACAUCAUAAAAUAAUUUCUGCAAAUUUGGAUAUGGCCUUUGCAAAAUUCAACUUUCCUCCAAGUCCACAACCAAGGCAUGAUCUGUACAUUUUCCAAUGCUGACAAGAUGUUCACAUUUUCUUAUGUGUAGAUAGUGUAAAACAGAGGCGAAUGUAAAUGUUCAACAUAAAAAGUGGAUAUAUAAAAUUGAAAGUUAUUUAUUUAUGUAGAGGGGAAAAAAAAAUGUCUGGAGGGACUGGAACCUUCAGGGUUUAUUAAUAUUUAAAAAUGUAGCUUUUUGUUUCAGGCAUUAUGUACAAAGCAAUUAUUUUAUGGACCAAGUUUAAUGUAACUGUCAAUGAAUGCAGAAGUGCAAUAUUAUACUCACCUCUCCAUCACUUCAUGUUUUAAACAGCUACUAACCCGUUAGACUGACAAUCAUAGCACCUCCGUCCUCAUCCUUUGUUGAGCUUCUUGAAACUUGCCCGGGUCCUUUCCCCGGCCCCCCCAUCUGUUGCCACUGUACGGAUCCAACGCGGAGAAGCAAUUGUAGAGCAGGACCUUUAUUGCUGCAAUAAUACCAGAUGAGGUGGGUGUAGUUACCAGGAAAUAUGCCAAUAAGUUUUUUUCUCCACCGAUUCAGUCCAUCGUAGUCUACAUCAAUCUAUCCUCAGCCGCCCCCAUCUGGCACUCAUCUGUCUGAAGCAAAGAUCAACAUGCUACUCACUCAAAGAACAAUAGCAAUAGUUUAACUCUGUGUUUAUAACCUGUUUGUUCCGAGCUGUUUUGGAGAGCAAUGCAUGUGACCCGAUGCCUUUCCACGCGUAUGGAAGAGGAUCCGUUUGGAUGCAGUGAGGGAAAGAUGAACGUAUAUUCCAUCCUUACUAAAGGGGCACUGUCAGGUUACAGACCUAAUUUAUCUUUGUUACAAAUAACUUGUUUGCUUCGAAAAUGAAAGAAUAGGAAGUCUCUUGUACUCCUCCCAAUCACCAUUGUCUGGGCAGCCAUCGGUGCGACCGGCGACAGUCGCGCUGCUUCUGCUGCAGCCCACGUCCUGUUCUCGCACACUACCACAAUGCAGCCCGCGCUGCACAGGCUGCCUCAGUCUCUUUUUUUUUUCUUUUCUUUUUUUUAAUUGUUUCCAUGGGAAUCACACUCUGCUGUGGAGCUUAGAUUUUUUUAUAAAAAAGCGGCUUUUUGUAUUACUGUACUAUUGGGCCCAACUUUCUACCUGACGCUGUCCCUUUAAAAUCUUUUAAAAAUAAAAAGAGGAGCCCAUGCAUUCCCUCCGAGUUGUUUUCCUGGGUUUGCUCGAUCACUCAGUCAGAUGAGGCAAAAUUCUAAUACCAAAAACGUUUACAGUGUCUGAUACGCGAGCCGAGAGCAGUAACUAGCCAAAGGGUUACUAACAAACUCCCGCUCCGCCCAGCAGCCGCUGUGCUUGCUGUAGCAGCCCCUUCUUCAGGUAUCGCCACCGUUUGCUGCAUUUCCUAUUAGUUCUAGAAGCCUUACGGUCCCCUCCCUGUCCUCAGCACCCUCUGCCUGUUGAUACCCUCGACUGUCAAUUUUAUAUUCCAACGAUGUUAGUUAUAUUUUAUUUAUAAAAAAUUGCUUUGGGGGUAACAGACAUGUGUGUGGGGGGAACCACCGGAGGGCAUGCCCGAGGGCGCCGGGAGCCGCGCUGGGUACGCCCCUGUGUGUACAGUACCGUGCCGAUGACUCGCUUGUGUGUGACAAACCUUCUGUACAACUUCCUUCUCCUCCUUGCUGUUAGUGCAUCGUUCCAAUGCCUGGGUGUGCUUUGUGUACAGUAUCAUUGUGAGUUACACAGAUUAAAGAA